AUGUGUGAUUAUCAAUCCGCUGCUGAAGGUGCUAGAAUCUCUGGUGCUGGUAGGAUCAUUGGUGUUGAUCUCAACCUCAAGAGAUUCGAAGAAGCGAAGAAAUUUGGUGUGACCGAGUUUGUAAACCCUAGAGAGCAUGACAAACCGGUUCAACAAGUGAUCGCUGAGAUGACAGACGGUGGUGUUGACCGGAGUGUGGAGUGUACCGGUAACAUACAAGCCAUGAUUCAAGCUUUAGAAUGUGUUCAUGAUGGUUGGGGUGUUGCGGUGUUGGUGGGUGUGCCAAGCAAAGACGAUGCUUUCAAGACUCAUCCGAUGAACUUUCUGAAUGAGAGGACUCUCAAGGGUACUUUCUUUGGUAACUACAAGCCCAAAAAUGAUAUUCCCGGGGUUGUCGAGAAAUACAUGAACGGGCUUUGGUUCCUUCUUUGGACCUUCUCAGAUCUUAUUGCUUCAGGAGUAUCAGAAGAUAGCAAAUCAUUGUUAGAAGAUGAGCGUCUGGCUUCUAAAAUGCUUAACUUGAUCCCAACUAUAAGGUCAGCAAUGGAACUGAGCACCACAGGUUAUGACAAGGAGAAAUUGCAAGAAAGGUUGGCGAAGCUCUCUGGAGUUGUUGCAGUUUUGAAGAUUGGAGGAGCAAGUGACGCUGAAGUUGGUGAUAAGAAAGACAGGGUGACAUAUGCUUUGAAUGCCACGAAAGCAGCUGUUGAAGAGGGUAUUUUGCCAGGAGGAGGUGUGGCUCUUCUAUACGCACGAGAUAUUUGGAAAAACUUCCAACAGCCAACUUUGACCAGAAGAUUGUUGUGCAGAUCAUUCAGAACCCAUUGA
Molecule: messenger RNA, 828 nt
Organism: Microthlaspi erraticum
Lineage: Eukaryota; Viridiplantae; Streptophyta; Magnoliopsida; Brassicales; Brassicaceae
Source: the annotation of a GenBank genome assembly